CGAGAGACCUAGACACAGACGUAGAGAGAGAGAGAGAGAGAGAGAGAGAGAGAGAGGAUGGCUGGUAGGAUUUAGCCCCGGCAGCGUCUUUUCCCGUCCAACACAACAAGCUUAUUACCUUUCUCUCCACGCGCUUGGAAACGGAUUUACGCGCACGAAAAGGAGGAGUUUGGAGGACUAGUAGGAUGCUGAGUAUCUUUCCUCCUCGCAACUGUUCUCCACCCUGCUCUCCAUGACCUGAGAGCGCUACCACAGCGGGAGGAACGAAACACCAGAGCGAGAGAGGAAGAGGAGGGCAGAAGGCCAGGGAAGGAAGGAAGGAACACACUUUUUUUGUUGUUGUUUGUUUUCCCUUUCUGAAAUGGCGGCGACGGAGGCCAACGCGGCGCCGGUGGUCCAGGAAGACGGAAAAACCCCAGAGAGCAAGCCAACAGAGGCAGAGCAACCAGCUAAAAAUGCCAACGCAAACUCAGAGACUGUCAACAACGAAGUUGUCGAUAAAGAUGGCACUGCUGUCAACAGUGAGGUUGUCGAUAACAAAGAGACUGUGAAUAAUGACACAGUGGCGGCGGCAGGAGCUGAGGAGGGAGAAGCAGCAGAGAGUGGGGAGGCGGCACCUCCUCAGAGCUCGGAAAACGCCUCCUCUGCUGAGCCCAAGACCUCGUUCCUGGACUCCUUCCUCAACAAGAGCGGCCUGGGAAAGGUGAUGGGAGGAAGGAAGAAGAAAGAGCAGGUCACAGCCACUGGAGGAGGAGAGGAGAACGCAACUGAAGGAGGGGAGAAAGAGGGAGAGAAAGCAGGCGAGGAGGCUGCAGCAGCUGAAGGACAAGCAGAGGGAGGUGCAGAAGAAGAGGCGGCAAUAGAGAAAGCUCCAGAAAAUGGAGAAAAGGAGGAGGAGAAGAAAGCAGAGAAGGGCAAACCGGCGGAGGCUAAAUCCACAGUACGAGAUCUGAUCAGGAAGCCGGUGGCAAGGAUUUUCUCCCAUCGCAGCACCGAGAAGAAGGAUGGCGCCACCACAGAACCCCAGAAACAAGUAAAGGUUCGGUCCAAGUCUCUGGACCGGCUGGAAGAUCCUGAAGCACUUAACACCACUGCAGACUCCACCAUAGAGGAGGGAGGAGCAGCAGGAGGAGCCGAGGGAGGCACAGAGGGAGAACAGAAAGGCUCAUCCUCCUCGGCAGCCACCAAGCACAUGAAGCGCUGGCACUCCUUCAAGAAGCUCAUGGCUCAGAAGGCGCACAAGAAGAGCGGAGGAGGAGAGGACUGUAAAGAGGAGGGAGCAGAGGGAGAAGGAGGCGGUGGAGACUCCUCCACGCUGGACUCCAAGGAGUCGGGGCAGAAGAGGUGGAAGCUGAAACGCUCCUGGACCUUCCAGGGCCUGAAGAGGGACCCAUCCAUGGUCGGCAUCAGCGGCAAGGCCAAAGGCUCCGACAAAGACUCUGCUGACAAUGUAAAGCCAGAGGAGGCAGCAGAGGGAGGAGCUGAGGGAGGAGAGGAGGCUAAGGCAGAGGGAGGAGCAGAGGAGGCCAAGACGGAGGGAGGGGAGGAGAAGGAGAAGGCUGAAGGAGGGGAGGAGGAGAAGGCAACAACGGCGGGAGGUGGGACGGUGACGCAACACGCCAAUGAGAUCUGGACCUCCUUCAAGAAGCGUGUCAUCUCCAAGUCCAAACGCGCCAACACAGAGUGCGCCCCCAGCGGGGAGGAGGAUGCAACUGCAGCUGCCACCUCAGGUGAGGAGGGAGCAGCAGAGGAGGGCAAAGACGGCAAGUCAGCCAAGGCCAAGCGCUCACAUUUUGGCCGCGCAGUUUCCCUGAAGAACUUCAUCCUGCGAAAGGGCAAGUCCACUAGUGUGGACCUGGGUGAGGGCACCAAGGAAGAAGAGGAGGUCACGGAGGGAGGAGAGGCAGGAGAAGCAGCAGAGGAAGGAGGUGAAGCUGCCACAGCGACUGAGGAGUCCAAUGACAAAGAUGCAGUACCGGCUGAGAAGACGGAGGUGCUGGAGAGUGGAGGGGAGGCAGUGGAGAGUGGAGGGGAGGCGGCGAAAGAGGUGGAGAAGACGCUGGCCGAAGCUCCUGUGACCAACGGGGAAAACGGCUGCUCCAACGGCACAGCAGAGGAGCACGCCACACACAAUCACCAGGAGGAGGAGAAGACGACUGGGGGCAGCCCCGUGAAGAAGACCAAGGAGGCAGGAGGAGCGAAAGAGGAGGCCAACGCCAAGAUCAUCAAUGCCACGGCGGCUGUGAACAGCGACAAAAAGGCGGGAAACGUGUGAGGCCACACAAAGAGGAUUAGAACUGCCUGGGAUUCGCUGAGCAAGGAGCUCUGAGCCCCACCCCCCCUAACUCCUCCUCCUCCUCCCCCCCUCCUCCUCUCUUCCUUCAUCCCUCAUCCUUCCUCCCAGAGUAAUCACGUGUUAACAGAUCACCAUGGUGAGAAAGAGAGAGAGAGAUUGAGAGAAUGAGAAAGACGCAAUUCAUGUAGAUGAGAAGUGAAAAAUAAUAAUCACUCAGAAAGCAAUAAUUCAAGCCCUUCUUUUUGUCCCCCAUCCAUCCAUCCAUCCAUCCAUCCAUCCCUUCAUCCAUCCAUCCCCUCCGUCCAGUACAUGCAUACACACAAACAAAAAUGUACAUCCAGUGUUUUUAUUUUUAUUUUUUUUUCUUUGCUUGUCUGUGAGAUUUUAUAUUGUCUACGAGAGAAAAGAAAAAUGCAGAAAUGUAAAAAAUGAAAAUCGAGAACCCCUUCCCCCAUUUCCCCCGCCGUCCUAUUUUCCUCCUCGUCGAGCUACUUAACUCUGCUCUCUGUCUCUACCAACCCCUGAUUGGUGGAUUUAAAGAACAAAAAAAAAAGAAAAAAAAGACUGUUAGUUUUAUAUUGACGGCCAUUUUGGUUUGUAGUCCCCUUCAACCCCCUUCGCCCCCCCUCCCCAUCCGUCCCAGUAGAUAUUUGACAGUACAGCAGGACCAUGUUGCUACAGUAUAUAAACUGCCCUGAGGACUGCCACUUCCCAACCAACACUGCAAUGUCUUCAGCUCUGUGUGUUUAAUGUUUUUAGACUGUUAUAUUGUGUACAUGAAUAAAAAAAAAAGAAAAAACCACCAUCAAAUAUUAAAGUCAAAAUGUUUGUUUUUUCUUUUUCCUGUUUGGUUUGGAUUCUCUUUUUCUUUUUGUUUUAUUUUCUAAAAACACAUCUUCUCACUGUUACCGCAGUCUGACGAUAUGCUGUAAUUAAAAAAUGAUAAUAAUGAUGAUGAUGUUUUGUUGGUCCAAGUUUUCACAUGUCCGCUAGCAAAUUGUCAAGAAAAAAAUAGUACAAUAAAGACUAAAAUCUAACAACUAAA
Siniperca chuatsi (mandarin fish) is the source of this 3341-nucleotide messenger RNA. RefSeq names its product apolipoprotein B receptor. The coding region runs from base 362 to 2275 and encodes 637 amino acids. The transcript is spliced from 4 exons. Lineage: Eukaryota; Metazoa; Chordata; Actinopteri; Centrarchiformes; Sinipercidae. The record is from RefSeq and is a predicted model, not a curated record.